AAAAAUAGAUUCAUAUAUAGCAAAAAGAAAGAAUUUAAAAGCAGUGUGGAGGAGGCAUGUUCAGAGGCUCUCCAGCGCCAAAGCGUGUAACACCGCAAGAGGUCUUCAAAGAUGAAUGGUUCAAGAAAGAUUACAAGCCUCCUGUUUUCGAGGAGAAAGACUAUUCAAACAUGGAUGAUGUUGAUGCUGUUUUCAAGGACUCUGGUGAACAUCUUGUUGCUGAGAAAAAAGAAGAACAGCCAGCGGCAAUGAACGCUUUUGAGAUCAUCUCAAUGUCAAGAGGGCUUAACCUAGAGAAUCUGUUUGAUCCAAAACAGGAAUUUAAGAGGGAAACAAGGAUAACACUAAGAGGAGGCGCGAAUGAGAUAAUCGAGAAGACAGAAGAAGCUGCAAAGCCUCUCGGUUUUGAUACAUGGUAUAUUACAUGGCUUGAGAAUGUGAAGGCUGGGAGAAAAGAGUAUCUCAAUGUAGCAAAAGAGGCUGCGAGUAGACCGAAUGAUGUUGUGGUCGACAUUGAUGCUGCGGAUGCUGAUAACGAACUAGCUGCUGCGGAAUACGUAGAUGGCAUCUUCAGGUUCUCAGAAAACGCUGAAGUUGCUCUUCUUCCUUGGCUGGACAACUUAUCAGUUUCUUGAGCAUGAAGGAACAAAACCCUAGUCUUCUUUUGUUGAUCAUGUAGUUGUGAUGAUCUCUUUGUUUUCUUCCCUUGUUUUUUUUUGGGUUUUUACAUUGGAUCCUCUAUAUGAUCCGUCAAAGAUAAUGGUGUUGACCAUGAACAAAUUUUUUUUGGUGUGGUUUCAUUUAUCUUCAGUUUCUCUUGGACUAAAUAUUUUUAUUUCUA
Molecule: messenger RNA, 841 nt
Organism: Arabidopsis arenosa
Lineage: Eukaryota; Viridiplantae; Streptophyta; Magnoliopsida; Brassicales; Brassicaceae
Source: the annotation of a GenBank genome assembly